AUGGCGGUGCCCGCGGCUCAGGAGUUCCACUGGCAGAACCUGGCACGCCUCUCAAGUGGGCGUGUGUAUCACUCUCUGGCUGAAGUCGGAGGUCAGCUGUACAUGCUGGGGGGCUGCGACCCCACAGGACGAGCCACCAACUGCAUGGAGCUCUACUGCCCAGAGGUGGACCAGUGGGUGAGCCUGCCCCCGAUGCCCACAGCCAGAGCGGGCGCCGCUGUAGCAGUAUUAGGCAAGCAGCUUCUCGUGGUGGGAGGUGUAGGCAAGGAGCAGCACCCUCUCAAAGCAGUGGAGGUGUAUAACACGGAGGAGGGCAAGUGGAGGAAGAGGAGUUCGCUGAGGGAGGAGUUGAUGGGGCUCGCUAUUACCGUAAAAGACGGCAGAGCUUUCGCUGUUGGUGGAAUGGGAGUAGACCUGCUGCCCAGAAGCGUUCUCCAGCAGUACGACCUUCGCAAGGACGUCUGGGCCCUUCUGCCGCCCAUGCCCACCCCUCGCUACGAUGCUAGCAUCUGCCUACAGGGAUCCAAGAUAUAUGUAGCAGGUGGGCGUCAAUGCAAGCGUUUGGUAAAAGCAUUUGAAGUUUUUGACAUGGACAGCCGCAUCUGGUCUUCGUUACCCAGCCUGCCUUGUAAGCGAUCCUAUUCCGGGGUGCUGUGGGACAACACAGGGCGCCUCUGCUGGCUGGGAGGUCUUCGUCAAGGAGGCAUCCAUCAGAGCUCCAAGUUCACCAGGAAUGUCAGCAUCUUUGACACCAACCAGAGCUCUUGGAUGAAGUCUGAAGAAACCAUUUCCAUGAAGACGAAACGGGCAGACUUUGUGGCAGCCAUUGUACGAGGAAGAAUGGUCGUUGCUGGUGGAUUGGGUCAUCAGCCCUCAGUGCUGGAUACCGUCGAGGCUUUCCAUCCUGAAAAAAGAAAAUGGGAGAAUCUAGCCCCCAUGGCAACUCCUCGCUGCUCCGCCUCCAGCAUCAUGAUCCGUGACCGCCUGUUGGUGGUGGGGGGUGUCAAUCAAAUCCCGAGCUCUGCCCAUGAAAUUCUUUACGUGAAGGAGGAAGAGGUUGUUUAG
Messenger RNA from Neoarius graeffei (lesser salmon catfish), 1065 nucleotides. It is a transcript of the gene klhdc8a, whose product is annotated as kelch domain containing 8A. Gene Ontology annotation, molecular function: protein binding. The transcript is spliced from 5 exons. NCBI's taxonomy places the organism in Eukaryota, Metazoa, Chordata, Actinopteri, Siluriformes, Ariidae. The coding region runs from base 1 to 1065 and encodes 354 amino acids. The record is from RefSeq and is a predicted model, not a curated record.